UGUGCAUAUGUGUGUAUGUGUGAUGUGUGGGUGAGACAAAGACAAGAGACAAAAGUAAUAAUGUGAGCUCCUUGAGGUCAGGGAUGAGCUUUUUGUUUUUCUUUGCAUCACCAGCACUUAACACAGUCUCUAGCCCUUAAAUGCUUAAUAAAUAUUGAUUGACGAACGGAUCAGAAAGGAUUUUUUAGUUUAUUAUUCAGGGAUAGAGUGGGGGUGGGGAGUGCGGAGGGAUAGGAAUGGAGGCCAGAGGCAUUGUAUUUUGGAGUUCAGCCAUGAAUUAAUUAAACUUGACCUGGAGAGUUGUGCGUUCCCAUUCCAUUUCAUCAUCUCCCAGAGUUUGUAAAAUUAAAUGGGCGCUGGCCAGAGAUCCUCAGAGCCACAGUGCAGAAAUGAUUCCACUCCAGCCCAAAGGCGGGGAGAUUUACGGGGCGCUGCCAUGCUGCCAGCAGGGGGCGUCACAGAGCGCGCCCUUUGCGGAGGCUUUGUUUGAUUCCUGGAUCCAACUUUAAGUCUCGGGUCCCGCACCGAUGCUCAAGGCCGGGCUGACCCGGUGAUAGGGGAAAAGUUUACGAGCUCUAUCCUGGUGUAAUGUUCUACGCCACAUCAGACACUGCCAUUCAAUCAACUAGUCACAAACUGUUUUUCGUUUGUUCCUCCUUCCUUCCCAUCCCCAGGCUCCUGCACGUCCAGGGGAAGCUAGGAUCCGCCUAACGGGGCCUCGGUGCGCAGGGCACGCCGCCAACUCCCUUCUCUAUGGAGACAGGAUGGAGACGGAUGGGCGGGACUUCCGGCACUACCGGAAGUGUGAGGCAGCUAGGGGUUGGACCGAAGGGGAGUGAUCGUCCCGUGUCUGUCUACUUCAAUCACCGGGUUAGGUUCCGUGGCUUCGCCGCUUUUUCGCCGCCUCUAGUUCUUGCUAGGUCGGCUCACGUGUGGUGCGGUCGCUGAGAGUAGCGGGGGCUGGUGGCGAAGGAGCCCGUGGCUGGCUGUGAGCGGGUAGCGGCGGCGGCGACAGCAAAAGCGGCGCGAGGCCCCUAGGCGGCUCUGACAGCACAUUGCAGGAGAAACAGGACAUUAUUUUCUAGAAGUAAUGCCCACAGAAAGCGGAAGUUGUGCAACUGCUCGCCAGGCAAAGCAGAAACGCAAGUCACAUAGCCUUUCCAUAAGAAGAACCAACAGUUCAGAACAAGAAAGGACGGGACUUCCAAGAGAAAUGUUGGAAGGACAAGAUUCUAAACUCCCCUCUUCAGUUCGGAACACACUUCUGGAGCUUUUUGGUCAAAUAGAAAGAGAGUUUGAAAAUCUUUAUAUUGAAAAUUUGGAAUUGCGUAGAGAAAUUGAUACCCUCAAUGAGCGUCUUGCUGCUGAAGGACAAACAAUUGAUGGGGCAGAACUGAGUAAGGGUCAGCUGAAAACAAAAGCCAGUCAUAGUACCAGUCAGCUUUCUCAGAAAUUAAAGACCACUUACAAAGCUUCUACUAGUAAGAUUGUUUCCAGUUUUAAAACUACAACAUCAAGGGCAAUUUGCCAACUAGUGAAGGAAUAUGUUGGCCACAGGGAUGGAAUCUGGGAUGUGAGUGUUACAAGGACACAGCCGGUGGUGUUGGGGACCGCUUCUGCUGAUCACACAGCUUUGUUAUGGAGCAUAGAAACUGGGAAGUGCCUUGUCAAGUAUGCUGGUCAUGUUGGGUCAGUAAAUUCCAUAAAAUUUCAUCCUUCUGAGCAAGUAGCUCUUACUGCAUCUGGAGACCAAACAGCUCAUAUCUGGAGAUUUAUGGUACAGCUACCUACACCUCAACCUAUUACAGAUACUAGUCAACAAAUGUCUGGAGAAGAUGAAGUGGAAUUUUCAGAUAAAGAUGAUGCAGAUGGAGAUGGAGAGGGUUCCAGUGAUUGCCCUACCAUUAGGGUUCCCCUAACGUCACUUAAAAGUCAUCAAGGAGUGGUGAUAGCAGCUGAUUGGUUGGUUGGAGGAAAGCAAGCAGUAACAGCUUCAUGGGAUAGAACAGCCAACCUGUAUGACGUUGAGACAUCUGAACUUGUUCAUUCUUUAACAGGGCAUGAUCAAGAGUUAACACAUUGUUGUACACAUCCUACCCAGCGUCUUGUAGUGACAUCAUCUCGUGAUACAACUUUUCGCCUUUGGGAUUUCAGAGAUCCUUCAAUCCAUUCUGUGAAUGUCUUUCAAGGUCAUACAGACACUGUGACCUCUGCUGUCUUUACUGUGGGGGACAAUGUUGUUUCAGGCAGUGAUGAUCGCACUGUAAAAGUAUGGGAUUUAAAAAAUAUGAGAUCCCCAAUUGCAACUAUUCGAACAGACUCUGCUAUAAACAGGAUUAAUGUAUGUGUUGGUCAAAGAAUCAUUGCCCUUCCACAUGACAACCGACAAGUUAGAUUAUUUGAUAUGUCAGGAGUACGAUUAGCAAGGCUCCCUCGAAGCAACAGACAGGGUCACAGAAGAAUGGUGUGCUGCUCAGCUUGGAGUGAAGAUCAUCCAAUAUGCAAUCUGUUUACUUGUGGGUUUGAUCGCCAGGCCAUUGGCUGGAACAUCAACAUCCCUGCUUUGCUGCAAGAAAAAUAAGAUUUGUUGAUUCUCCACAAUUUUUUUUUGCCAUAGACUUUUAACUCAUGCAGAUAUUUCUGCAUAUUGGUCUGCCAUUAUUGUGAGAAUUUAACCCUAAAAAAGGGUCUUUGUAAAUGUUGUUUCCACAUUGUGCCCAAUUUGCAUGAAAUGAACCGAAAAUGUGUGAUCAUUUUUUCUUUCCCUGAUUAAGACCUUGUAUAUGACCUUUUACAUACUGGCAUCCUUUGAUUAUUAGAAAUGAAGUUCACUUGCCAUUGAGCACAUAAAAUGCUCAUGAAUUAUUCCACAUUUGAUGCAUAAACAGUAGGGCAUUACAUUUCUGUGAAUUCAGUGUCAAUGUGAAAUCCAAAUACUCAUUGUGAUAUAGAUAGCAGUCUCUUGCAUUUUACAGAAAAAUCAUAAAUACCUACCAUGUUUUGAAAAGAUUGAAGGCCUGAAUUUGAGUUGGUGUGAAUUUCACUGGUAGUCACACAUUUCAUGUUUACUUCUUUCAUGAAGUUUUGACAUGUAGUGCUUCAGUGUAAUACAAUUUCAAUGCUAAUUUUGAGUAUAAUUCUCUAAGAAUAGCAUGGAUUUGAGAAGUAAAAGUUUAGCAGCUUCUAGUAUGUCUAGAAUGUUGACCCACAACAUUCAGAGGAAGUUUCUUUUUAAAAAGAAGUGUUUUCUGUCCUGUUAAUAUUAAAUCAUUUCAAUUUCAUAAGGUCUUGCACUAGCAAAUUCCAAAAUAAGAAUUCUAAUCACUGAAAUAUGUUGAAGCAAAAUUUAAAGCACUUUAGUUUAUAGCUAUGGUUAUAAACAAUUUAUAGAAGUUUCAGAUGACUCAUCCAAUGACUGUGACUUGACCUUUGUGAGAAGGAUUUCCUACUUUUAGGUGACCUACCUGAAAACAAAAUCUUUUUUAUGUUCUACACCUUCAGUUUGCAUCUUUAUAAAUAGGUCCACUUCCCUGGUGGCAUUUGAGAGCCAGCAUUGCGACUACAUGAGUACUACCUCACAAAUGAAUGUUAUGAACUUUGAAUCUCACUGUGGCCUAGUUAAAGCACUUUUGGUUUAUAGCUGGAAUAUUGAAUUAAAAAAUCAUAAGGGAAGAAGACAAUCACACCAAAAAAUUGAGUACAAACAAUUUGCUAUUGGUUUGAUAAGGUUAUGACGCAAGAAAUAUUUGUAUGUUUGGAAGAUUCUUUUAUUUUCUCAUAUGCGUAGCUGGGACUAGCGCUAUUGCAAUACCUUACCAUAUUGUAGAAUGAAUGAUCCUUUUAUGCUCUUGACUUCUCUGAGAUCAGAAUGUCGUACUAAAAUUUGUAAGUAUUAUUUUUUAUUGACUUUCAGUCUUGCUUAAAAGACAUCUUAGUGCACUGCCCCUCACAUUUGGAUGGCCAUUUUUCUUUUUAUUCAUGGUUUUCUCCCUUACUUUUAGAUGAUGUGGGAGGAUGAUAUACAGCUAAUUGGAAAUAGGAAGCUAUUUGGAAGAGUUUAUUAUGAGUGAAAAGAAAUAGAACAGAAGCUGAGUUUACAGAGUUAGAUCCUUAGGGAACUCCUAAAAAGAAUGAGUUAAAAGUUAAAGUGACAAAAGAAUAAUAUUGUAUAGAGCUGGAAAUUUUUGAUGAAGUGAUAAGAAAUAAACAUAUUACAGUAAAUUUUUCUUUGAAACUCAGAAGGCUUGAUGUAUUUUCAAAUUUGGUAUUUUUUAUUAGCUCAAAUACAGUAUGGGAAAUCUAGAGUUAGUUGCCACUAUAGUAAAUAAAAGCGUUCCAGGUUUUAGUUACUGCUUUCUGAAUAUUUUGCUAUAAUGCCUUGAUUCUAUUGAGGUAUUUGCUAUGAGUUAUUUUUACCCUGUCAUGCUUUAACUUUUGGAAAAGUGAUAUUCAGAAUAUAAUUUCCUGUCCCCUUUAUUGUAUAUUCAGAGGCCUGAGUAUUAACUUGCUCUUGAAUGCUAGAUUACAGAGAUAGUUAUUAACUUGAUUUCUUUUAAUUUGGAAAUUCAGAUAAUUUGAAAUCAUUGCUGGAAAUAUAAAUAUGCAUUUUUACAUAUGCAUAUAUAUUAUACAUUUACAUACAUCCACACACCCACAAAUAAUUGAUUCAACCUUUUAAAACCAAGUUCUAGCCUGUUUUUGCUUAAUGUUUUUGAAGCCUUUAGAAUAUGACUUGAAGGUCAUUCAGAUCUAUGCAGACUAGUAUAUACAUCACUGCCAGUGGCUGCUUACUUUUAUCACAAACUAGAGGGACCAACCUCUUGACACCAGAAAUGAGUGUACACACUCAUUUUCAGUGGGAGUAAAGUAAUUCCCAAGGUGCUAGAGCUGAGUUCUCAGCAGCAGGCUAAUAUUACUCCAUUAAUUACUAUAUCAUCUUUUAACUUGAUUUUACAUACUAUCUAUUUGUGACCAUAAAUGUUAUUUCCAGCAAGUCAGGUAGGCAAUUGGUGAUAGUGAAUUUUUGGUGGUUUGAAAUGAAGUCAUGUUUCUAGACACUCAUAGUACCAUUUAACUAGUGUUUGAAGAGGGAACCAUUUCAUGCUGAAUGCAGACAUGUCCAGAAUUUCAUUUAAUAAUGGAGGAAAGUGUGUUAAAGAUUUAAGGAUUAAGUGUGCAGAAUUUCACAGGAGAUCCAUUGUUGUGCAAGACAGUGGUCUUAUGUGGCUUUCUUUUUCUCUACCAGUGCACAUCCCUUUUUUACAGAUUCAAAAAUCUGUACAUAUUUUGGAAUCUGAUGUAAAACAUUUGCUGCCUAAAAUCUGUGAAUACAAAUUUCUUUUGGAAGAAAUAUGUAUUUGUAAGUGUUGUAUGGAUCUACUUGUUUUUUUAUUUACUUUUACUGUGCUGAUUGUUUUUUUAAGUGUUUAGUGUCUUCAUUGAAAUUUGAAAUUCAUUAAAACAUCCAUGUUCUGUGA
Antechinus flavipes (yellow-footed antechinus) is the source of this 5477-nucleotide messenger RNA. It is a transcript of the gene WDR37, whose product is annotated as WD repeat domain 37. Gene Ontology annotation, cellular component: preribosome, large subunit precursor. The transcript is spliced from 14 exons. Lineage: Eukaryota; Metazoa; Chordata; Mammalia; Dasyuromorphia; Dasyuridae. Gene Ontology annotation, molecular function: protein binding. Bases 1091 to 2581 code for a protein of 496 amino acids. The record is from RefSeq and is a predicted model, not a curated record.